GAAGGACGAGAUAAUAAUAACAAACCACAGAAAGACGGAAGAGAGCGCUAUUAUCACUUGUAUAUUUAUAAGUAAAUGAUACGCGUUUUAUUCGAUCAAACAUGAAUCAGGAGAAAUAUCCACGAUCAUCUAUCGAGGAUGAUUUUAAUUAUGGCACGAAUGUCGCGACGGCGAGCGUCCACAUCCGUAUGGAUUUCCUCCGCAAGGUCUACACAAUCCUGUCAUUGCAGAUUAUCGUCACCACUGCUGUAUCUGCCCUUUUCAUGCUCUGUAACCCUGUUAAAAACUUUGUGCAUGAGAGUCCUUUUCUGGUGUUGAUAUCUGCUAUCGGGUCCCUUAUCCUGCUCCUUGCCUUGGCUGUGUACCGUCACCAGCACCCCAUUAAUCUUUAUUUGCUCUUUGGGUUUACUUUGCUGGAGUCUCUGUCUGUAGCCACUGCGGUGACAUUUUAUGAGUACACCAUAGUGCUCCAGGCCUUUGUGCUCACGUCUGCCGUGUUCCUGGGUCUCACUGCCUACACUUUUCAGUCUAAAAGAGACUUCAGCAAGCUCGGAGCCAGUCUGUUUGCUGGCCUGUGGAUCUUGAUCAUUGCGAGCUUUAUGAGGCUUUUCUUCUACAAUGACACGAUGGAGUUGGUCUUCGCUGGGGCUGGAGCUCUGCUGUUCUGCGGGUUCAUUAUUUUCGAUACUCACCUGCUGAUGCAUAAGCUUUCACCGGAGGAGCACGUCCUGGCAUCCAUCAACCUGUACCUGGACAUAGUCAACCUGUUCAUCUACAUCCUGCGCAUCCUCGACUCCAUGAAGAAACACUGAAUGUUGUGAUGCUCUUCUUCACUUUUAGAGGUGAAAGUAACAUUCUUUAAUUUAAUAGACUCCAGGUACAAUAAUCAAAUAAAAAUGUUAAUUAGUAUCCAAAUGAAGCAUUGUAGAUGCCUGCAAAAAAAACUUUGUGGACCACAUAUAUACUAUUUAUUUGAAUAAAAGCCUUCAAAAUGCACUGAAUGUAAGACAUUAUUUCUUUGCAUUGCAGUUAUUUGCAGUGUUCAGAAUUAAUGGAGUAUGUGUGCUAUUCUUCUAUCUGGAUGGGAAUUAACAUCAAACUCCUUGGACUUUAAUUUCUUCCUUUAGUUGAGAUGAAGCUCCUCAAGACACUCUUAUUGUACUGUAGUUUCCCCUUGUUUCCAAACCAGAUGCAUACUUCCAACUUGCAAGCAGUAUUUGUAAUUUAAUGGCUAAAUGUGAAUGUUACAAACAUGAUUGUACAACUUAACUUGAUCUGCUAACUGUGUUGUUAAUUAAGAUUCCUGUUUUUAGCUGACUGUUGUAUGUAAUCCAUGGUGAUUUUUCAUAUUUAUUUAGAUGUUGUAGUGAAUCAGUGUUUAUGGUUUGGGUACAAACUGUACAUGUAGCCAGAGACAUUUUGUUAAAUUUGGGUUUGUUUAUGGGAUGUUUAUUAUUAACUUAAAUCUUACUAAAAGGCCUGAAUUACAUGGAAAACCACAAUGCAAAAUUGUUUUUAAUUGUGGCUAAACCAUUUUAUUUGCAGCAGUUUAACAUGUCACAACAUUAAAUUUACAUCAUUUUAAAGUAGCAUGCAAUCCGUUUCAAAAGUAUUCAAAAUAUUUUCCAAUAUGUCAGUCUGCUUUUUUUAUAAACACAAAAUAACAUAGAACAUAAUAUUCAGGGACCUCCGUGUCCAAAGUGCAAUAUUCAUCAUAAU
Messenger RNA from Carassius carassius (crucian carp), 1719 nucleotides. RefSeq names its product protein lifeguard 4-like. Gene Ontology annotation, biological process: negative regulation of apoptotic process. Gene Ontology annotation, cellular component: membrane. The transcript is spliced from 7 exons. Lineage: Eukaryota; Metazoa; Chordata; Actinopteri; Cypriniformes; Cyprinidae. The record is from RefSeq and is a predicted model, not a curated record. Bases 102 to 812 code for a protein of 236 amino acids.